UCGCCGGUGGGGGCGGGGCCUCCGGGAGGCGGGGCCUCCGGCGCGGGCGAAGCGCCUGCGCCCUGCUGCCGCUGCUGUCGCUGCGGUGAGACGAGGGGACGCGAUGGCCGGGCCCGCGUGGAUCUCCAAGGUCUCUCGGCUGCUGGGGGCAUUCCACAACCCAAAACAGGUGACCCGCGGUUUUGCUGGUGGAGUUCAGACAGUGACUUUAAUUCCAGGAGAUGGCAUUGGCCCCGAAAUCUCAGCUGCGGUUAUGAAGAUUUUUGAUGCUGCCAAAGCCCCGAUUCAGUGGGAGGAGCGGAAUGUGACUGCCAUCCAAGGCCCAGGAGGACGGUGGAUGAUCCCUCCAGAAGCCAAGGAGUCCAUGGACAAGAACAAGAUGGGCUUGAAAGGCCCCUUGAAGACCCCGAUAGCGGCCGGUCACCCAUCUAUGAACCUGUUGCUCCGGAAAACAUUCGACCUCUAUGCCAACGUCCGGCCGUGCGUCUCCAUCGAAGGCUACAAGACCCCGUACACCGACGUGAACAUCGUCACCAUCCGCGAGAACACCGAGGGGGAGUACAGCGGGAUCGAGCACGUGAUCGUGGACGGGGUUGUGCAGAGCAUCAAGCUCAUCACCGAGGAGGCGAGCAAGCGCAUCGCGCAGUUUGCCUUCGAGUACGCCCGCAACAACCACCGCAGCAACGUCACGGCCGUGCACAAAGCCAACAUCAUGCGGAUGUCAGACGGGCUCUUCCUGCAGAAGUGCAGGGAGGUUGCGGAGAACUGCAAAGACAUUAAGUUCAAUGAGAUGUACCUGGACACAGUGUGUCUGAACAUGGUACAAGACCCGUCCCAAUUUGAUGUUCUCGUUAUGCCAAAUUUGUAUGGAGACAUCCUCAGUGACCUGUGUGCAGGGUUGAUUGGCGGUCUCGGCGUGACACCGAGCGGCAACAUCGGAGCCAACGGGGUCGCCAUCUUCGAGUCGGUUCACGGGACAGCCCCGGACAUCGCAGGCAAGGACAUGGCCAACCCCACAGCCCUGCUGCUCAGCGCCGUGAUGAUGCUGCGUCACAUGGGCCUGUUUGACCACGCCGCGAGAAUCGAGGCUGCGUGCUUUGCUACGAUUAAGGACGGAAAGAGCUUAACGAAAGACCUGGGCGGCAACGCCACGUGCUCAGACUUCACGGAGGAGAUCUGCCGCCGCGUGAAAGACCUGGAUUAGGCCCGCCGCCGCCUGGGCAGCCAUCGCUCCCGCCCUGCCCUGCGCGGUCCCGGCUGCUCGCCGGCAAUGGCGCGUCUUCAGACCUGGACUUUUAACACCUGCGCCGAGAUGGCGGGCGACGCCCCGGGCCAGCUUUCGAGGGACUUUUUCCAAGCGCUGGUUUUAUUUAUUAAACGCCCGUCUGGUCAACACCUGUCGGUGCACUCUAGGGGACUCUCAGCCGCUGUCGCUAACCAUUUCAUUUCACGCUUCAGUCCGCAGUGUGUCUCCCCGGCCGUGCAGAGCGGGAUGCAGAAUUCACGGGGAAAACAUCUAACUUUCUCAGAGAAAAACCCUGUUUGCCUUGAUUGACAGCGACAGGACGGAGAUAAAAGGGAAUAGCGGCUUCAUAGCACAAGACGAGCUUCCUGCCAAGCUAAGCGGACACAGGACAAGCUGCCCGGGCGAGUCCCGCCGCACACGGGAACGCGCACGUGUGUCCUUGACACGCGUGAAUAAAAACUUCACUUCCACAGAAUAGAUAAGGAGGCGCGUAGUUUUGGUUAGGAAGGCACAGAUGACGUGUUGGGUACAAAGACUCAAAGCCCGGGACGCUCAGCUGUUUUAUGUCCCAGGAGAGAUUUUCUGUUCUGUCCAGGAGCAGUCCUCCUUUCUCACAGGAGCCGUUUUCAGCAUCCUGAAUUGUCACAGCCUCUGCCGCUGGCCCGGCACUGCCUGGUCACCUGUGCGUGCUGCGCUGGGGGCACGUGGGAGCCGGCUGCCUCCGCCCCCGCUGUGUGUCGACAGCGGCCUGAGCCGAGUCCCAGAACCGGGGCACACUUGGAGCCGGGCCCCUCCGCUUUGGACCCCCGCAGGAGCUACUGGUCCCCCUCGGCCCCUCCCCUAGGCACCUCCCGGCCCCUCGGCCCUCGUGUGACUUUGCAAACCUGUGGUUUUGCGCAGUGCACCCAGGCCACGAGGGGCGGGUCCGUUUGAAAGCUGUCCCCCGGCGCACGUCUGACUUGUUUAAGCGGCUGCUUCUGUUGUAUCGGAUUGUGCUCAUUAUCAGUGGCUUUUGGGUUUGCAGAAAUAAAGAAUUCCCAACCCGA
This is a messenger RNA of Oryctolagus cuniculus (rabbit), 2292 nucleotides long. RefSeq names its product isocitrate dehydrogenase (NAD(+)) 3 catalytic subunit alpha (gene IDH3A). Lineage: Eukaryota; Metazoa; Chordata; Mammalia; Lagomorpha; Leporidae. Gene Ontology annotation, cellular component: mitochondrion. The record is from RefSeq and is a predicted model, not a curated record. Gene Ontology annotation, molecular function: isocitrate dehydrogenase (NAD+) activity; NAD binding; magnesium ion binding. Gene Ontology annotation, biological process: isocitrate metabolic process; tricarboxylic acid cycle.